GGCUCCUGCCACAGCCCAGAUAAGGAGCUGCUCCCUGCUCACGCCUCUUGUCCUUUUUAUCUCUCGCUGUGUUCCCAGCACAGCCGCUUUGCUGUGGUGUGAGGGCACAGGGACAGUUCCAGAGGGCAGAGGAGCCGCUCCGUGUCCCUGCUCCAUGCGGCCGAGCGCACGAUGCCUUCCCGCUACCUCAGCUUCCGCUGCAGCGUGCCCUGGCUCAUGCUGCUGCUGCAGGCUCUGCUCCUCAUCCGCUCUUUCCUUGGCUUCCCAGGAGUGAGUGACACCUACUCCUCAUCCAGCUCCUACCCGGAAUUUCAAGAUGUCACCCACAUGGUGAUUUUUGGUUUUGGCUUCUUCCUGAUGGUUCUGAGGAGAUAUGGCUUCAGCAGCACUGGGUUCAACUUCUUGCUCGUUGUUCUUGGUGUCCAGUGCUCCGUGCUGGCAGAAGAUUUCUUAGUUUUCCUUAGGGGAGAGCAAAAUGCAAUUGGUAUGGAAAGUCUAGCAAAGGCUGUGGUGAGCAUGACUGCUGUGGUCAUCUCCACUGGGGCUGUCCUGGGCAAGGCCAAUCCUGUGCAGUUAAUUGUGAUGACCCUGGUGGAAUUAAUCUUUUUCUAUGUGAGCAGAUGCAUCAACGGGACGUUCCUGCAGGUCCCAGACUACCUCACCAUGAUGCACGUGUACCUCUUUGGAGCCUACUUUGGUGUGGCACUCUCCUCCCGCUUCCCUGAGCCUCCCCCAGGGCUGGACAAGAACAGGAGCACCCCAAAGUCAGAGCUGUUCUCAGUGCUGGGCACUGUGUUUGUCUGGGUGUUCUGGCCGAGCUUCAAUUCUAUCCUGGUUCACUCCAAGGAGAAAGUAGUGCUCAACACUUACCUGGCCCUCGCAGUGAGUGCUGUGGCUGCCUUCAUGUUGUCUGCUCUGACCUCCAAGGAUGGCAAAUUCAGAAUGGCUCACAUCCGCAGUGCAGUGCUGGCUGGAGGGGUGGCUGUCAGUUACUCAGCAGAGCGCAUCCAGCACCCUUGGAUUGCCAUGAUUUUGGGGCUGCUGGGCAGUGUCAUCACCAUCCUGGGAUCUCACUGUUUGCAGAGGUGCUUGAAUCCUGCUUUGAAGCUCCAGGAUACUUCUGGAGUUCAUUUCACUUUUGGUUUGCCUGCUGUGCUUGGAGCUGUGGCCGCUGUUGUUCUCCGUGUUGUAGAAGAUGGGAUUGGGACACGAUGGAAUGAAUUAUCCAGUCUGGGUUACACUGCCUUGUUUUGUAUUGGUGCCUACUGCCAGACCAUCAGCACUGCCUUGAUAACAGGUUUGAUUACAGGUUUAAUCUUAAACAUCAAACUGCUGAAAGCAGUGCAUGUCUCCAAGUACUUUGAUGACCAGUUUUACUGGGAGUUUCCCCACUUGUCUGUUGGAUUUUGAGUGGAGGAUCCCAGCUGACAGGCAGGACCAAGAUAAGAUUUUCCUCUUUAUCACCAGAAAAACUGAACAGCUAUGAUGGGUUCAGAGAUUGAAAUACCAAUUCUCAGGCCCACAAAAGCCACUCCAAUGGACACUCAAAAACUAAACUGUUCCAGUUAUUCUUGAAAGAUACAGAGUGUGAAUUCACAGGUGCAAACUUCAGGUGCAUUCAGCUUUUCUGCUUUGUUUGCCUUACCUUAAAUAUUUUUUUACAAGAUAUGUGCAAAAAAGUUGUCUGCAUUCAUGGCUUAUCAAUCCAAAUGCUUGGAAACAUUAAACUAUUUUUAGCUCCCGAGUUUACAAGGCAAAAUGAUGGAUUUGAAAGUGUCAUUUCUCAAGGAGCACUUCUUAUCUAGCAAAGCACUCAAGUUUUUAAGCUGAAUUGAUUCUGCUGAAGGCCUUGACGAGCCAGGAUUUGAUGAGUGAGCUGGAGCAGGGCCAGAACUCUGCAUCCUGCCAGCCUGAGCUCCUGGAAAAAUCUGCUUGUUGGGAGGUUCUGAUGGCCAAAGUUCAGCUGUGGGUGGUGUUCCUGAAACCCCUGGGGUUUGCUGCCAAGUGUAAAACACAGCCAGAGCUCAGGGCAGUGUCUGGGAGGGCACAGCACAGUGCCAGCACCCCAUUCUGUUAGUGCAGGGACUUGGGGGACAGAGGAUUCCCUGCCAGUGAACCCUGGAUUUUAAAUGGAUUGUGAUCCUCAGCGUUUCUUCCUUUCAAAAAUAGUUGACAUAGAAAAUCUUUGAGCAGUGCUUAGCUAAUAAAGGAGUGAAAAUGUGGCUGUUUUCCUUCCUUCAGCACGCUGUGAGCAGUGAGUGAGGGAGCUCGUGACGGGCUGAGCCCUUUGAUGAGGCUCCCUGGCCUCAUUCCCUCCCUGAUGAGCAGAUCCCAGAGGAAGGCAGCUCCCAAGGAAUGCAGGCUUGCACAGGAAGGGCCAGUUCUCCUUGUUCCCAGCUCCCACAGAGCCAGAAGGAGUUCAGCUGCUGCCCAAAGCUUCCACACACAACUGUGAGUUCUUACUUCCUCUUUAUCACCACAGGAUAAAGGAAAUAUUCAGGGAUGGGGGGGAAAGAAAAAAUCCCAAACCACCACAGUUCUGAAUUACACAAGAAAAGCCACACGCCAGCAAGGUUUGAAAUUGAAGAAAUGGUUAUAUUGCCCAGAUCUAGGAAAUAUUUAAUAAAUAUCUGUUAAAAGGUUGUUUAAAUGCAGUUUUAGUAAGUCUUGGAUUGUAAAUAACAUCAUAGAAAGAGCUGGUUAAAUACAUCCAUAUUCCACUCUCCUUUUAUUUGUAACAAACAUCAUUUUAGAAAAGUGACUCCACUGUUUGUAGCAAUUUUCCAUUUCUCAAAAACACCACACCACUGAAGUGGACGUACAAGAGUAAAAAAAAUAACCAGAAAAGAGCUGGAUUUAGUGCUUUCAGCUUUCCUUGAUUUCUCUUCAGACACAAUGGAAGCUUUACAAAAUGGUUUUACAAAACUUUUGGGGUGCAGUUAAAGCCCAGGGCACUCCAGGGGGGUUCACUGCCACAAAUCCUCCGUGCGACCAAACUUGAACACCAGGCCCC
Messenger RNA from Pyrgilauda ruficollis (rufous-necked snowfinch), 3013 nucleotides. RefSeq names its product Rh blood group CcEe antigens (gene RHCE). The coding region runs from base 172 to 1410 and encodes 412 amino acids. Gene Ontology annotation, molecular function: ammonium channel activity. The transcript has 10 exons. NCBI's taxonomy places the organism in Eukaryota, Metazoa, Chordata, Aves, Passeriformes, Passeridae. The record is from RefSeq and is a predicted model, not a curated record. Gene Ontology annotation, cellular component: plasma membrane. Gene Ontology annotation, biological process: ammonium homeostasis; ammonium transmembrane transport.